AUGUGGGUUCUGGACAAGAUCCGCGGCUCGGUGGAGACCGGGGUGCUGCGUCAGGGGGACGGUGGAGACAAGAGAGAUGUGGCCCCGGCCUACAGCAACGUCCUCACUCCUGACAAGAUCCCAGACUUCUUCAUCCCCCCCAAACUGGUCAGCUGCCCCCCAGAGCCCGAGACCCCCCCGAUCAAGCCCAAGGAGGAGCCGCAGGCGUCUGCCCCGGAGCAAACCCUCAGCGGGAGGAAGAUCAGCAGCCCUCGGAGCCCUCGGCUCAUGACCAAGCUGGCUGGAGACACAAAGAACCUGCUGAGAGCUGCAAACCGCCACAUCAUCCAGAUAGAGAGCGCGGAUGAUGUGGUGGCCGGAGACACCAACGCAGACCCGCAGUCCCAGACAGCCAUGUCCUUGCCUUACGUCCCCAAAACGCAGACAUCCUACGGCUUCGCCACCCUGAAGGAAAGCCCCCACACCCGCCGCAAAGAGUCCCUGUUCCACUGCGAGGUCACCAGCCCCAUCACCUCCCCAAACGCGCAGAGGAAGGCUCCGGUGAAGAGCAGCGACUCGGGGAACCACCUGAACCCCGGGGACUUCAACAGCUCCCACAUGAACCCGUACCGGUACUUCAGCGGGGGGGAGAGCGACACCUGCUCCUCCGCGGAGUCCUCCCCCUUCAGCUCCCCGCUGCUCUCCCGCUCCGCGUCCCUGCUCAAGAUCUUUACGCACGAAACGCAGGCCAAAGUGGUGAAGGCCAAGCGCACGUUUGCGCGCCACAGCUCCCUGUCCACGGACGAGUGCAGCUCGGCCGAGCCCAGCCCCAACAUCCAGCGGCGGCUGCACGUCCCGUCCCUGCACGGCGGGGCCGGGGGCGGCUCGGACCCGGGCCUGCAGCACACCAUCACCCUGCACAAGGGCGGCGCGCUGCGCGUCAGCGCCAACCACGACCCCGGCACCGCCCGCCUGCUCAUCCGCGUGCUGGCGGCCGAGAGCCUGUACGACAAACACUGCGACAUGAAGAGCAUCAACUGCUGCGUGUCCGUGUACCUGAACCCCGGCAAGCUGCAGAAGCAGCGGAGCAACAUCAUCAAGAACAGCCGCAACCCGGUCUUCAACGAGGACUUCUUCUUUGACGCGUUAAGCUCGGUGCAGGUGAAGAACCUGUCCGUCAAGUUCAAGGUGGUGAACAAAGGCACCAGCCUGAAGAGGGACACGCUGCUGGGGGAGAGGGAGGUCGCUCUGACCAAGCUGCUCUCGGGACUGUGAAGACACAGACCUGGAGGUCAACGGAGGAGAACAAAUGAAACACAGAAAAUAAAAGGAAAGGAUUGGGACUGAAUCAUUAGACGGGGUUUCUACACAAACUCUUCUCUUCAACUGCCCCCAAAACAGUGAAUAUAGAAAUAGAAGCAAAGGAAAAUGGAGGAUUUCCAAUAAAUGGAUCUUAAAAUGUGAAGGAAGCUUGGCGGUCAGGGUUAUCCUUCCCCAAGUCGUCAGUACACUGAUUCAACCAAGCCGGCUCCACAGCAACAGAUGAAUGUGACUAAUGAAAGGUUUCCAACAUAUCCACCCGCCAACUUUCUGAGCCAGACUGUGUUCAAAGGUUGGAGGACACCUGUGCAUCAAUCUGGCAUCCUCGCCUGCUCAUCAUGCAUGGCAUGAUUUUAUCAUUGAAAUGUUGUAAAAAAAAAAAAAAAAAACAACAACAAUACAAACAAAAAAUCCACAGCAGCACUGGAUUUUACAUCCGCUGCAGCCUUUGCGGGGCACAAAGAUGCUUUUGUGAAUGAGUGUGAGCUUUGAAGUGGCACUACAUCCCGAUGUGCAAAUGACCCUUUGAUCUGCUUGGGGGGGUGCGGGGGAUGGAGCAGCCACAUUUACAUGCGCAUUAAAAAUAGAAACAUAAUAUGAUUAAAUAAGGGUAAGCUGAACGGCUGUCAUGAGCUGAUUAAAUAGUCCGGAUGACAGAAAUGAUACAGCAUAAGUCAAAAAUGUAACGCUGCAAUUUGGGGAUUUUUAAAGGCACCCUGUGGAGUUUUGUUGUAAAGCGACAUAGUUUACUAAUCUACCAAUCCAUCAUCUUUGUUAUACCUUAUAAAUUGUUGCUGUGUCACCAAACAGUGAUGUUAAGAGAGCAUUUAAAGGGGACCUAUUAUGAAAAACACGUUUUUUCUUGCUUUAUAAAGUGGUCUCCCCUCAGCCUGCCAACUCAGAGAAGGAGGAAAGCAACCAGAUUCUGCAGUGUCUGUACAGCCGCCCGGAUGAG
Molecule: messenger RNA, 2254 nt
Organism: Cololabis saira (Pacific saury)
Lineage: Eukaryota; Metazoa; Chordata; Actinopteri; Beloniformes; Belonidae
Product: C2 calcium-dependent domain-containing protein 4C
Exons: 1
Coding region: 1-1254 (417 amino acids)
Source: RefSeq, a predicted model, not a curated record